CGCGGUGCUGAGGCGGCCCCCGUGCGGGAGCGGGGACGCGCCAUGACCUCGGCGCGGGAGGCGGCCGGCUCUCCCCCGCUGCACCCCCCGGGCGGCGGCCGCCGGCGGAGCGCCCUGGACCAGCUCCCGCCGCCCGCCAACUCCAACAAGCCGCUGACCCCCUUCGGCAUCGAGGACAUCCUGGGGCGGCCCCGCGGCGGGAGCCCCCCCGGCCCCGGUCCCGCCGCGCCCCCCGCCCGGCUCCCCGAGAAGGCGGCGGGGCCCCGCGGCGGCGGCUGCGCCCCGUCCUCGCCGCUCUGCGCGCUGGAGGAGCUCGCCAGCAAAACCUUCCAGGGGCUGGAGCUGGGCGUGCUGCAGGCGGCCGAAGGUCGGGAGCCGCUGGGCGCCCUGGGGCAGCGCCCGGCCUGCAAGAAGCGGCGCAAGUCGCGGACGGCGUUCACGAACCAGCAGAUCUUCGAGCUGGAGCAGCGGUUCCUGCGGCAGAAGUACCUCUCGCCGGCGGACCGGGACCAGCUGGCGGCGCGGCUGGCGCUCAGCACGGCCCAGGUCAUCACCUGGUUCCAGAACCGCCGCGCCAAGCUCAAGCGGGACCUGGAGGAGCUCCGCGCCGACGUGGCCUCGCUGCAGGCGCUGCCCCCCGCCGCCCUCCGGCAGCUGGCGGCGCUGCCCGACCCGCCCCGGCCCCCCGGCCCCGGCCCCGGCCCGGCCGCCCCGCCGCCCGCCGAGCUCUCGGAGGAGGAGAUCGACGUGGGGGACUAAGCGGGGGCCGGGGUGCCCGGGCCGGCACCCGGACGGACCGAGCCCCCACCCCGGGGGAACUGGUGCAAUUCUUCGAUUUUUCGCCUUUUUUUUCCCCUUUUUUUUUUUUUUUUGGUCCGUCUUUCCUCUGGGUUUUGGUUUGAUUUUUUUUUUCAUUUUUAUUUUCUAUCGUGUCUGUCCCGCCGGCCCGUCCGCGGCCCCGAGCGCCGGGGGCACGGGGGGGCCCGGCCCGGCUGUAAAUAUUUGGAAUAAAGGCGACACCUUAUUAAGGAGCGCGGAGCGGCUCAGCCGGCGGGACGGAUGGACGGACGGACGGUCACCCCCGUCCCGGACCAUGAACGCAGGCUGGGGGUGCCCUGCUCGGCUCCGCCCGCCUGCCCGGGCCCCGGCGCCCCGCCCCCCCCCGCAUUCCCCGCUCCAGG
This is a messenger RNA of Phalacrocorax carbo (great cormorant), 1181 nucleotides long. Lineage: Eukaryota; Metazoa; Chordata; Aves; Suliformes; Phalacrocoracidae. The record is from RefSeq and is a predicted model, not a curated record.